Messenger RNA from Eubalaena glacialis (North Atlantic right whale), 2324 nucleotides. RefSeq names its product receptor like tyrosine kinase (gene RYK). Lineage: Eukaryota; Metazoa; Chordata; Mammalia; Artiodactyla; Balaenidae. Gene Ontology annotation, molecular function: protein kinase activity; ATP binding. Gene Ontology annotation, biological process: protein phosphorylation; axonogenesis; multicellular organism development. Gene Ontology annotation, cellular component: signaling receptor complex. The record is from RefSeq and is a predicted model, not a curated record. The coding region runs from base 200 to 2029 and encodes 609 amino acids. The transcript is spliced from 15 exons.
AGAUGCGGCCGAGGAGGCGGCGGCGGCGGCGGCGCGCUCCGGCGGUCUGAAGCGGCGGUAGGCUGCCACGGGCCGGCGGCGCGAUGAGCUGGGCGGCCGCCCCCGGCUCGGGGCUGUGAGGGGCUCGGGGCCGGGGGUGGGCGACGGCGGCGGCGCAGCGGGCGGCCCACGCUUCUCCUCGGCGGCGGCGGCGGUGGCCAUGCGCAGGACGGCGCGGCCGGGGCCGCCGGGCCGGGGCCGCCUCCCGUGGACCCGCGGCCUGAGGGCCCCGCCGCCGCCGCUGCUGCUCCUGCUCGCGCUGCUGCCGCUGCUGCUCGCACCAGACGCCGCCGCCGCCCCUGCCCCGAGGCCGCCGGCGCUGCCUCCCGCGUCCGCGGGGCCCAGCGUGAGCCUCUACCUGAGCGAGGACGAGGUGCGCCGGCUCAUCGGUCUUGAUGCAGAACUUUAUUAUGUGAGAAAUGAUCUUAUUAGUCACUACGCCCUAUCCUUUAACCUGUUAGUACCCAGCGAGACAAAUUUCCUGCACUUCACUUGGCAUGCAAAGUCCAAGGUUGAAUAUAAGCUGGGAUUCCAAGUAGACAAUUUCGUGGCUAUGGACAUGCCCCAGGUCAACAUUUCUGCUCAGGGGGAAGUUCCACGCACUUUAUCAGUGUUUCGGGUCGAGCUUUCCUGUACUGGCAAAGUAGAUUCUGAGGUUAUGAUACUAAUGCAGCUCAACUUGACAGUAAAUUCUUCAAAAAACUUUACAGUCUUAAAUUUUAAACGAAGGAAAAUGUGCUACAAAAAACUUGAAGAAGUAAAAACUUCAUCCUUGGACAAAAACACUAGCAGAACUAUUUAUGAUCCUGUACAUGCAGCUCCAACCACUUCUACGCGUGUGUUUUAUAUCAGCGUAGGGGUUUGCUGUGCAGUAAUAUUUCUUGUAGCAAUAAUAUUAGCUGUUUUGCACCUUCAUAGUAUGAAAAGGAUUGAACUGGAUGACAGCAUCAGUGCCAGCAGUAGUUCCCAAGGGCUGUCUCAGCCAUCUACCCAGACGACUCAGUAUCUGAGAGCUGACACACCCAACAAUGCAACUCCUAUCACCAGCUCCUCAGGUUAUCCUACCUUGCGGAUAGAGAAGAAUGACCUGAGAAGUGUCACUCUUUUGGAGGCCAAAGCUAAGGUGAAGGAUAUCGCAAUAUCCAGGGAGAGGAUAACUCUAAAAGAUGUACUCCAAGAAGGUACUUUUGGGCGUAUUUUCCAUGGGAUUUUAGUAGAUGAAAAAGAUCCAAAUAAGGAAAAACAAGCAUUUGUAAAAACAGUUAAAGAUCAAGCUUCUGAAAUUCAGGUGACAAUGAUGCUCACUGAAAGUUGUAAGCUACGAGGUCUUCAUCACAGAAAUCUUCUUCCUAUUACCCAUGUCUGUAUAGAAGAAGGAGAAAAGCCGAUGGUGAUAUUGCCUUACAUGAAUUGGGGGAAUCUUAAAUUGUUUUUACGGCAGUGCAAAUUAGUAGAGGCCAAUAAUCCACAGGCAAUUUCUCAACAAGACCUGGUCCACAUGGCUAUUCAGAUUGCCUGUGGAAUGAGCUAUCUGGCCAGAAGGGAAGUCAUCCACAAAGACCUGGCUGCUAGGAACUGUGUCAUUGAUGACACACUUCAAGUUAAGAUCACAGACAAUGCCCUCUCCAGAGACUUGUUCCCUAUGGACUAUCAUUGUCUGGGGGACAACGAAAACAGGCCGGUUCGGUGGAUGGCUCUUGAAAGUCUGGUUAAUAAUGAGUUCUCCAGUGCUAGUGAUGUGUGGGCCUUUGGAGUGACGCUGUGGGAGCUCAUGACUCUGGGCCAAACGCCCUAUGUGGACAUCGACCCGUUUGAGAUGGCCGCGUACCUGAAAGACGGUUACCGAAUAGCCCAGCCGAUCAACUGUCCUGAUGAACUAUUUGCUGUGAUGGCUUGUUGCUGGGCUUUAGAUCCGGAAGAGAGGCCCAAGUUCCAGCAGCUGGUCCAGUGUCUCACAGAGUUCCAUGCAGCCCUGGGGGCCUACGUCUGACUCCUCUCACAGUCCCCCAGCGUCAGGAGGAAGGAGCCUGCCAGGGCUCACUUGCAGCCAGUCACGGAUGCCGCAUACGCCACGCAGCGCCGCAGAAGCACAUUUGUCUUCCAGAACACCGUGCCUUAGGAAUGCUUUAGAAUCGGAACUAUCUAAGGCAGACUUAAUGAUGUCAAAUAUUUUCUAGAUAUCACUUUCAUUAGGUUGAACUGAAAAUGUUUUUGUAAAUUUUUUGGCCAAAAAUUUUUUUACACAUAGUUAACUUUGGACUAGGGGUACAUUCUUACAAAAUAAA